UUAAUGAUUAAAGACAAUUGCCCGUCAUAGCGUUUUGGAGGAAGGAAAUAUAGAGAAAAAUGUAAGAAUUGUUUAAAAACAUGUACAACCAUCCCUGAUCAAAUUCUAUAGAAUUAUUAGCCACUUGCUACAAAAUAAUUCAAGACCAACCCAUUAUUUCCUCAACUCAAAAUUAAAUUACUUUUAUAGCAGAAUUUUUUAUCGUAUAAAAUUAUAGUGGAUAAAGCAUGUGCAUGUGCUAAAAACUUGCAUAUCCCUAAAUUAUUCGGAUUAUAGUUUAAACGCUACGUUCUAUCGAAAAAGAAAUUUAGAUGUUUCCAAACAUGUUGUGCAUGAUUUUAACGAAUAAUUAAUAAAAAAGAAUUACAAUUCGGGUACCUACUUUGAUUAAUUUGGGUUGAUUUUAAAUAAAUUGCCAAUAAAAGCCAAUUUGAAAAAUUCCGGGUAUUAUUGCAUAUAAUGUUAUCUUUUUCCCAUUACAGACGUCAUUGACAAAGGUAUUCAGGUAUCUUGGGCUAUUAAUAAAAUCCAUAAAUUUAAUUAGGUAUAAGAUUAUUGACGUUGCCUGGUACCUACUGUAGAAUUUAUUGGCGCCAAUAAACGGAUAAUUUACUGAAAGUGUCUAGUGCGGAUAACCCUAAGAAAAUAUAUAUCUGCUGCCAUUCAAAAACUUCCGAUAUCAGUUUACCCAACGAAAGAGAGCAAGAAAGAACGAGGUAUUAACUCGUAAGGGCUUUGAAAUGUGGACUCCGUAUUUGACGAUACAAGACGUGAACGGCCUAGAAAGUGACCGAUUCAUAAAAAUUUUUGGAAACGUAGUUGAACAUUGUUUGGCGGCCGGUAUUGGAAUUUUAAAAAACCGACCUUUUAACAGUGUAGAAGAUGUAGUUCACGCCGUAGUUACAUACUUGGAUAAUUUGAAAUUGACAGAAAAAGAGAAGAUUCUUCAACUUUACCCAGACAGCGUAAGCAAACUGGCAGGUUUUAGCAAUUCCAUGCUAGAAUUCAACACACAUCAAAAAAUAGUAAACAGUUCAAGAAGUUUACGGUUUGAAGAAAAGAAAAGGUUAAAACAGUUGAGCAAGGACUACCGAGAUUAUUUUGGUUUUCCAUUCAUAAUUUGCUCAAAAGAGGAUGAUAUAGACACUAUUUGUGCUACAAUGGAAUCGAGAUUAAAAAACUGCAAGGAGAAAGAAAUUGAGAUUGCCAUGAAUGAAGUGAAGAAGAUCUGUAAAUUAAGAAUACAUGAGAUAGUGCAAUAAU
Molecule: messenger RNA, 1263 nt
Organism: Cylas formicarius (sweet potato weevil)
Lineage: Eukaryota; Metazoa; Arthropoda; Insecta; Coleoptera; Brentidae
Product: 2-oxo-4-hydroxy-4-carboxy-5-ureidoimidazoline decarboxylase-like
Exons: 2
Coding region: 741-1262 (173 amino acids)
Molecular function (GO): carboxy-lyase activity
Source: RefSeq, a predicted model, not a curated record